AUGAGGGAGGCCGCAAGACUAGGAGCCACGCCUCUCCUCCACGGCCUCCCAGAUGAUAUCGUCAUAUGCGAGAUCCUCGUCCGCCUCGACCCCAAAUCCCUCCUCCGCUGCCGCGCCGUCUGCUGCAUCUGGCGCAGCGUCACCUCCGCCCGCGACUUCCUCCUCUUCCAUCAUGGCCGCCAAACGUCCCUCCCCAUCCUCUACGGCUACUGCUGCGAAGGCAACGAUGUCAAGUCCACAGACAUCAUCCCCUUCAACCACCGGGCAGCGCUCGCAGCCGACCAGCUUCACUCGGUCGCGCGACUUGACUACGCACACUUCCGGCCGGUGGCCUCCUCUGACGGCCUCCUCAUCCUCUCCUUCUGCUACGCCUACUUCACCAUCUGCAACCCGGUAACUCGUCAGUUUGCAUGCCUCGGUAGGCUCUCUGGCUUUAGCCUAUUGGGAAUUUACCCUCACCCGCCUACAGGUGAGUACAGACUGCUCAUGCAUUCUUCGGAAUCCACAAAGCAAACUUCUUUUCGUUUUCAUGACCGCACCAAUUGGAAAGCUAGGAAUCAAGUUGGUUGCUACGUCUUAUCACUGGGAUCUGGCAAGCUGUGGAGGUACAUUGACUCUGCGGAUACCAAUCAACUUCAAUUCAGCAACACAUCUGUGUUAUUGUGUGGUUGCUUGCAUUGCCUAGUACGACAUGGGAGCGAUAGCAACAUGAUAAUGGUGUUCGACACCAUAGCCGAGUCGAUCCGGAUGAUGCUUGCUCCGGUUUUUUCUGGCGGGUGUGAUGCCCUAUUUGAGAUGGAUGGUAAGCUUGGCAUGUCCAGCUCUAAUGAUGCAAAGACAAUCAUUGAUAUAUGGGUGCUGCAGGAGUAUGAAAGUGAGGACUGGAUCUUAAAGUGCCAGAUUAAAUUGCCGGUAACGGAGAUCAAGGCGUUGUGUAAAAAUCAUGAGGACGAUGAAUUGUGGGAUGUGGUUGCCGUGCAUGCGGAUGGUAAAUUGUUCGUGCUGAUCAAAUGUACCGAGUGGCUACUUCAGGUUGACAUGGAUGGCAAGUUGGUCGCCACUUUCCAUCACAAAGGUGUCCGUCCUACUCAAUUGCAGCUCAAACAAAGUCUUGUUCCGCAUGCCUUCUUUCCAUCACUACAUGGUUAUGUUGUGAACGGUUGGCCUUUCAUCCGAGAGUGA
This is a messenger RNA of Aegilops tauschii subsp. strangulata, 1182 nucleotides long. The record is from RefSeq and is a predicted model, not a curated record. NCBI's taxonomy places the organism in Eukaryota, Viridiplantae, Streptophyta, Magnoliopsida, Poales, Poaceae.